UCUUCCCUCCCCCGCGCCGCCAUGAAUGAGGAAUACGACGUGAUCGUGCUGGGCACCGGCCUCACGGAAUGCAUCCUCUCCGGGAUCAUGUCGGUGAAUGGAAAGAAGGUUCUCCACAUGGACCGGAACUCCUACUACGGAGGAGAAAGUGCAUCCAUUACACCUCUGGAGGAUCUCUACAAAAGGUUUAAUCUGCCAGGAACUCCACCAGAAUCGAUGGGGCGAGGAAGAGACUGGAACGUGGACCUCAUUCCAAAAUUCCUUAUGGCUAACGGUCAGUUGGUAAAGAUGCUGCUCUACACAGAAGUCACUCGCUACUUAGACUUCAAGGUGAUCGAGGGGAGCUUCGUCUACAAGGGAGGGAAGAUCUACAAAGUUCCUUCCACUGAGGCAGAAGCUUUGGCAUCCAGCCUGAUGGGCUUGUUCGAGAAGCGCCGCUUCCGGAAGUUCCUGGUCUACGUCGCCAACUUCGACGAGAACGACCCCCGCACCUUCGAGGGCGUGGACCCCAAGAAGACCACCAUGCGUGAUGUCUACAAGAAGUUUGACUUGGGGCAGGAUGUCAUUGACUUCACAGGCCACGCUCUGGCGCUCUACAGGACUGAUGACUAUCUAGAUCAACCAUGCCAAGAAACAAUCAACAGGAUUAAGCUCUACAGCGAGUCGCUGGCUAGAUACGGGAAGAGCCCCUACCUUUAUCCGCUCUACGGCCUGGGAGAGCUGCCCCAGGGCUUUGCAAGGCUAAGUGCUAUCUAUGGAGGCACCUACAUGCUGAACAAGCCCAUCGAGGAGAUCGUGAUAGAAAAUGGCAAAGUGGUUGGUGUGAAGUCUGAAGGAGAGGUGGCUCGCUGCAAACAGCUCAUCUGUGACCCCAGCUACGUCUCGGACCGUGUGACAAAGGUGGGCCAAGUGAUUCGGGUAAUCUGCAUUCUGAGCCACCCCAUCAAGAACACCAACGAUGCCAACUCCUGCCAGAUCAUCAUUCCACAGAACCAGGUCAACCGGAAAUCAGACAUCUAUGUCUGCAUGAUCUCCUCUGCACACAACGUGGCGGCACAGGGCAAGUACAUCGCCAUUGCCAGCACCACCGUGGAGACUGCUGACCCAGAGAAGGAAAUCAAGCCCGCCUUGGACCUCUUGGAGCCCAUUGAGCAGAAGUUCGUCAGCAUCAGUGACCUGUUUGCCCCAACUGAUUUGGGCACUGAAAGCCAGAUCUUCAUCUCUCGCACCUACGACGCCACCACUCACUUCGAGACGACGUGCGAUGACAUCAAAGAUAUUUACAAGAGGAUGAUGGGCUCAGAGUUUGACUUCGAGGAGAUGAAGCGCAAGAAGAACGACAUCUAUGGCGAGGAGGAGCAGCAGUAAUGAGAGAAUCUCGUUAAUUAGGAGAAAUUGCAAAUGGGCUCAAUAUGAAUAUUAAGGAACUUAAUGAAGACUGUAAGGAAAUCCAAUAUUGUAAGGCCUGCUUUUGUGUAAUCCCCAUCUCGGAGAGAUUGAAGAGCUCUGCACUGGUGGUGAUUCCGGGGGUUUGGUUUUUUGUUUUUUUGGGAUAUCAUGUGUUAAUGAUCUCAUCUUAGGGGCUGCUGUCCAGAAUCUGGCUUAAUUACUGACUUGAUUUCCUAACUAACCUCCCUAAAGGGCAGAUCCAACCCUCCUGGUUUUUGGUAGCCGUUGGUGCAGAUCUUUGCUAACUCACUGACCAAGCUGUGUCUUUACCUUUGUAUUCUUUAACCAUUUGUAAGCCACCCUUCAUAGUUCUGUGCUUCUGGUGAGCUCAAGUAGAAGGUGAUACUUGUCACCCAAACCUGAUUCUAUCAAGGUAAAAUAGCAACUCUGAGCACUCCAUCAUUGUGGACAGCAUCCCCUUUAUUCCCCUUCCUUCCCCCUCCAUCUCUCUUUCCCAUCUAACUCUGUGGCAAAGUUGUAUCUAUCUGUGGACAAAGCCCUCACCACCAUCUCAUUGUAGCAGCAAAAUGUUGGCUUGGUUCUGGGCACAGAACUUUAACCUUCUCCACUUGGAAGCUUCUCAAACCUCUGUUUACAUCAGGUGGGACACAGCUGUGCCUAAAAGGCUCCUUUAUUAUUAUUAUUUUGGGUU
Messenger RNA from Indicator indicator, 2101 nucleotides. RefSeq names its product GDP dissociation inhibitor 2 (gene GDI2). NCBI's taxonomy places the organism in Eukaryota, Metazoa, Chordata, Aves, Piciformes, Indicatoridae. The record is from RefSeq and is a predicted model, not a curated record. Gene Ontology annotation, cellular component: cytoplasm. Gene Ontology annotation, molecular function: Rab GDP-dissociation inhibitor activity. Gene Ontology annotation, biological process: protein transport; small GTPase-mediated signal transduction; vesicle-mediated transport. Bases 22 to 1368 code for a protein of 448 amino acids. The transcript has 11 exons.